GGACUUUGACGCGCUUUUACGCACCGCUCUCAGUUGGAGGAGUUUUGAGCGCAAGAGGAUGUCGGACACACACGUGGGUUUUCUGCCGCGUAUAGGCUUUUCAUCGCCGAAAGGAUGACUCGGGACGACUGUGAUUCUCUGGAGGACUCCCAAAGCGAUGUUGAAAAGAUGCUGCAAUUAAACGUCUCCGAGUCAUUGCGCGAAGGCAAUGUCACCAAGAAUUCCAGUUGUGGAUCUGUAUCCGUUGGUUUCCCUAUAACCAUGAUGAUCACCGGCAUGGUGGGCAACUCAUUAGCUCUUAUUCUGGUGUAUAUCUCUUACAAAAAGAAGGAAAAUAAAAGGAAAAAGUCUUUCUUGCUUUGCAUUGGAUCACUGGCGUUAACUGACCUGUUUGGACAGCUUUUGACAAGUCCAAUAGUAAUAUCAGUUUACCGAGCUGGCAAGAAAUGGGACGAUAUUGACUCUUCGGGCAAUUUGUGCGCUUUUUUCGGUGUGUGCAUGACAACUUUUGGCCUUUGCUCUCUCUUCUUGGCCAGUGCCAUGGCUAUUGAAAGGGCUAUGGCGAUAACAAACCCCCACUGGUACUCCAACCACAUGAAGACAAGUGUGACAAAGCAGACUUUGGCUGCCAUAUGGGGUCUUGUGUUGCUCUUUGCGCUUCUGCCCGUUGCAGGGGUCGGGGAAUACACACAACAGUGGCCGGGCACCUGGUGCUUUAUCAGCACGGGGGACAGGAAAGUCGCGGGCAAUAUGUUUUUCGCCAUCACUUUUGCUGUACUUGGGAUUUUCUCUCUGCUUGUAACGCUUUCCUGCAAUGUUGUGACGAUCCGGGGCUUAAUUAUCCGAUGCAAAACAAAGUCUGGCACGUCUCAGUCUUCAAAGCAGUGGGAACGGCUCACCACGGAGACCGUCAUUCAGCUGUUAGGCAUUAUGUGCGUCCUGCUUAUAUGCUGGUCUCCUCUGCUGGUGCUGAUGCUGAUGAUGAUCUCCAACCAGGUCUCCUCCCACGAGUGCAAUUCAACAGCAGUGUCCACCAACCACACCUCCAACCGGGACAUCCAGCUAGACUGUAACUUUUUUCUAACGGCGAUCCGAUUGGCCUCCCUCAACCAGAUCCUGGACCCGUGGGUCUACCUGCUCCUCAGGGAGAUCCUCCUGCGCAAGUUCUGCCUCGUGGCCAACGCAGUGUCCAACUGCUCCAUAGAUGAGCACAAGGAGACGCAGGCAGCACUGGACGCUCUUAACAAGGAGAGCAAAGACAGCAACAACCUUCACAAACCACAAAGUAGCUAAGAGAAGACAGGAUUUGCUUUCAUGUGUCUUUGAAGCCAAGACAGAUUGUAUGGAUGUGAAAACGGAUGCACUAUUGUCUUGACAUGAGGGUGACACAUUUCUUCAUUUCCUCGACAGACGGAUAUUGUGCAGUGGGAGACAAGUGUUGUCUCUGUUCUAGCCAUAAUGAGAACCAGUCAUGUCUGCUCUGUCCACAUUUGUUUUCCUUAAAAUACAUUCCAUUCAAAGUCACCUAACCAGCAUGUGGAUGCAUGACCGUGUCGCCUCGUGCAUUUGGCUGCAGGAACAGGAACUCCCUCAUUGGUACUUUUCAGUUUUGGAAACAUUUCCUACGUCCAAACACUAAACAAGGAUGACUCUAAUCUGACUUAUAUGGAAGUGGCUCAUCUCAUUUUAAUUUCUGAACGGCGUCAUUGCUUUCAACAACCUGAAGCCAUAAGCCAGUGAAAGGACACUGACAUGGGUUUGUGAAUGUCUGUAAAUUUAGAAGAAAACUGUAUUAUAUUAAGUUGUUAAUACUGUUGCCAUAUCUUACAUUAGAUGUAACUGCGGUGAUUAUUCAGAAGAAAAAUGCAAAUCCUAAACUGGAGCCAAUUGUUGAUUGUAAAUUAUUUAUUAAUGUCUGUAGUGUUGUAAAGUUAGUUAUUUCCAUGCUAAAUGUUGAUGAUGCUACCUACUGGUUAUCAGUUGUUGUAAAUUUUAUAAUAUACUUUAUAUGGAGUUCGUCGGUCCGGGACUAAGAAAUGUGAAGCUUUUUAGUUUGUUGCUGAUUUCCCUUCUGAAUAUGAAUACACUGGUUUAUUGUUGUGUAAUUAUUUUCUCAGCAAUUUUCUUUUUUUAAUAACUUGAAGGCCUGUUAUUAUGUUAAGUCAGAGUGGAAAUGACUGUAGAUCUGUGGUGUUCAACAUUAUAAGGUUAUGGAUGACAGGGUGGCCUGAUACUGUAAUCAAAGGCUGUCAAAGUGUCAUUGAGCAAGAGUCUUUCAUCAGAUUCAAAGGGUUCUUGUUAUCCAAGUCCACAAUGUGUAAUGACACGUAUAGUUUCACCAGCCAAAUCUGUGUGGGCAAAAAAAAAUAUCAUUUGUGCAGCCAUGUGACCAGUUACAUCAAUAUUUGUACAGAGAAUGGUACUCUUUGGGUUCAAGGCUGAUGAGCAGAAAGUAAUGGAAAUAAGGAAGCCAUGUCCAAAACUAACGGCGUGAAAUUUGAAGAUCAAAAAGCUUUUUUGGCACACUGCUUGCUGCUGCACAGAAUGUACACAGCUUCAUGUGCAAGGCCAACAGUGUUCGGUGGCCACAUUCAUACACCAGUAGAUGCACUUUUAAUGUUUGAUCAUUCAGCUAAAUUAAUUAAUUUUAUUUCUGUGGUGAUUUGCCUUGGUCAUGUUGAAUGUAUUCAAUCGCAUUUAUUCUACUCAGCCAAAUCAUGUCCUUGUAGCCUUGAUGCCACCUCAAAAUAGAAGUAAAUUUUCAUUUCUUUUUAAUGUGUACAGAGGAAUUCAAUGUCCUUUUCAAUGAGGUGGUUUGCUUUUAGUGCCAAAUGACUUGAUUUGAUUAACCCAGAGUGCUGUUGGCAGGCAAUGGCAAUCCAUUCCUUUUACAGUGAUGCAAGUAUUAUCUAUUUUUCUGCUACCUUGUCAUUUAUUACACUGUAAAUGUAUUUAAAGAGGUCCGCCACCUCAGUCAAAGACAUCUCAAGGGUGGACACAUUUGCUGUCAUAGUAACCUUCAGGUUAUGGGACAAUUUCUCACACCAACACAACUCUGCCUUUUCAGCACACCAGCUAACAAGAUUAGACUCAUGUACACUCUGCUCUGCCUGGUCUUGCCUUUGCCUUUCAAAUGUAAUAAUACAUACAAAUUCAGUGGUAACAACCCCAUAGGGAACUGCAUAAGCCAUGUAAAAGAUGAACACUUCCUGUCUCCACAUGUGGAGUGUGUCUUGUAUUGAUUGUGAAGCCGCUCAACGAUCGAAAAAUGUAAAAGGAAAGAAGAAAACAAAGCUUUUGUUUAGGAUUGUAUUGCACAUAAAUCAAUGAUAUGGCAUUAUUCUGGAGCUAUAAAUUUGGAGAAAACACUGUUUUCUUCAACAAGUAAUCAGCUUCAUUAAUGCCUAAGUGCUAUCACACUAACAGUGUUCAUUGUAAUAAAUGUCGCACUAAUUGAGCUUGUGACUCUGCAUUAUGAGCUUUGAUUCUCAGCAUAUGUUCCUCUUGUGCAGCAGUUAAUGUGCAGCAUCUGGGGUCUAAUCCAUGCAUCUUAAGACAAUGAUUUGUUUUGGAUUUGGCUUACAAUUCACUCAAUCAGCCUCCACUUGAAUCUGCGUCAUGUAAUUAUUUCAGUUCUCUGUCAAAGUGACUCUAAAACUUCCUGUUAUUUAGGUAAUAAAGAUAAUGGUGCAAAGGAAUAUCCCCUUAAAGCUAACUGGCCCUGCGUUUGAUUCAGAAUUUUCCAGGUUAAUUCAACCACAUGCCCUCCACUCCAACCCCCAGUGGAAAAGAAAAUGGCAAAAUAAUAAAUCAAUCUUUGUAAAUAGAAAACAUUAUACAUUUCUCCCUCAGUAAUGGACCCAGUACAGGCUUUCUUUAUUUCUAUAGUACCGUUUAAAUAUGAAUGACUAUUAGAACCUGGGGAGAUGCAUACACAGUAAUAUGACAUUAUCCAAGCUCUAGUUUAUUGAUUCUUCAAAGCGAAUCAUAGAAGACGGCUUCAUUAAGAGGUGUGUCAGAAUUUAAUUGCUCUCUGGUACAAACAUGCUAUUGCAUAUUAAUGUCGAGCUUUGAUUGUGCGGACGGUGAAUGUUUGUGAACAUCCUUAAAUGUUGUUCAUUUGUGUAAGGAACAGGCCGCCUCAGCAGGCAAUUACACACAAGGAUCCUGCAGCAGCAUCGGAGGGAGUGUACAAUUACAUAAUGAUUUGAAAAAAAGGCUUUAUGACGGCCGGAGAAUCUGGUGCUGCCAGCUGGCUCCCUCUCUCACUCAAGCCACUAAUGCAUGGAAGUUAUUUAGUGAUUGCCUCAUGAGCUGGUGAGUCACUUGAUGUCUUGAGAUUUUAAGGCAAGAAAAGAUUGUUCCUGAUUUAUUUUUUUCAAACCCACAGUUUUCACCUUAGGAGGCUGAAAUUUGGCCUGUGGAUGAAUGUGCAUAUGUGGUCGCUGCUGUUGCAAAUUUGCACUUCUUAUUACAUUUUUUGAUAAUCCUGCAGCCAAAUGCUUAAUUGUUUAGUAUUUAGUUGACCUUAUACCCUUAAAAAAACACUCACUGUGCCAUAAUAAUAAUAAUUUUGACCAUCAUUCUGCCAACAUUGCCCUCUAUCAACUUGAAGUAGAGUAGAAAAACAGCAAAAAAAUCCCACAUCUAACCCCCGUAAACUCCUUGUGUUGGAUGUAGUCAGUCAUGACUGAAAUAAACAAUGUACACAGUUUUUGCACUGAGCAGGUGUCUUUUUUUUUUUUUAGAAAGAACUGACUGGAUAAAAUCUUAUACCUUUUUUGUCUCUUUUGUUCGUCCAAUAACUCGGAACAAACCUGUUGCAUACCACCGCAGUACACUGAUAAAGUACAUGCCGAUCCCUCGCUGCCAUGUGGAGCUGUCGCCAGGCAAUGUCGCCUAUUGCAGCUUCACUGUUGUUGAGUUGUUAGUCAUACGUUUUGUUUGGCAUCCACUGUAGACAUUAAUCAUCUUUAAAAGGCUAGAACCAACCAGGCAGGUACCACAUGCAAAGUGUCUCUAGAGUCUAAAGAGCACAUGAUGGUGUCACAUGUGCAACAGAAACAGGUUCAACACAGCAGCCACGGCUCUACUGAUGAAUGCAAAUACAUACCAGAUGUCCAUCUUCUUAUCUCUGUUCCAUUCCGCCUCUGUUUGAAUGUUUAACGACAUCUCUUUAUACUGAAAUGUUUCUGAACUCUGAGACCCGAUUCUCAGAUGAGGGCUAUCUACAUACUUUGGCACAGCUACUGCAUCUCUCUCAGUACUGUUGUUACUUUCACGCUUUGUUAGGAAUGCUGUACAUUUUUUUUGCAACCUUUUCCAUUUUUCCUUUCAGAUGUUCUGACACAUCUGUUAAAGAUGAUAGGCUUAUAUAACAUGUUACUGACCUUACCUCUACCUACCUAUCAAAGUGUCCUUUUGGCCCUUAAUGUCUUUGUCCUCUACUUGACUUGUAUUAGUUCCACAUGCACUUUUGAUUCAUUUUGUUGCUGUGUUCUUGGCUUAUGUGAUGCUGUAAUGUCAUUAAAGGAUAUUAACAUAUUUUUUCAUAUUUUGUGGCUGCUUUUGUGGCUGCUGAAGCAUGUUUUCUUAUUAAAUAUUUAUACAUACUUCUCUAUCAUACUAAUUAAUAACUGAUGCAAGUGCAGUGUAAAGUGUUUUAUAAGCAGUGUGCUUCUUGAACUGAACUCUGGUUAGGCGGAGCCAAGACAUAUGUUUAAAAGAAACUGAGAAAUAGGGGCAGUCUGGUCUCCAGUGGUGUAAGACUCAUUCCACAGUUCAAAUUUUUAUUAUCUCCUAUGUGAAACAAAUCCUCAGAACUGAAGAAGCGUCAGAAGCAUCCUCUAACAAAAGACGUAACAGACAUUACAUAUGCCAAUGUGAAUGUGUUAUUCACUGGUGAAUGUUUUGAACACUGUGAAUCUUGUUAAAUGCUGCUGGCCAAAUUAAAGCAUGUGUAGGCUUCUAUUGUUUGUUGACCUUGUGCAAUGUGUUUCCCAUUGGCCAAUAAAUGGA
Molecule: messenger RNA, 6018 nt
Organism: Centropristis striata (black sea bass)
Lineage: Eukaryota; Metazoa; Chordata; Actinopteri; Perciformes; Serranidae
Gene: ptger3
Product: prostaglandin E receptor 3 (subtype EP3)
Exons: 2
Coding region: 115-1293 (392 amino acids)
Biological process (GO): negative regulation of gastric acid secretion; positive regulation of cytosolic calcium ion concentration; adenylate cyclase-activating G protein-coupled receptor signaling pathway
Cellular component (GO): plasma membrane
Molecular function (GO): prostaglandin E receptor activity
Source: RefSeq, a predicted model, not a curated record